GGUAUUGAAUAGGUAGCUGAAUGCUCAGCUGUACGUAUGGUAUAGACGGCAUCGUGAGGAGUUCCGUUGUUUUUCAAAGUCUCACCUCGAACUGCUUUCUAUAAUCCCUCUGUCUUAGAAAGUCACAUCAUACUGCUGUCAGGAGUCCCAUUGUCUUAGAAAAUCACUUCAUACUGCUGUAUAGAAUUACACUGUGUCAGAAAAUCUCCAACAAUGCUGUCAGGAGUCCUGUUGUCUUAGAAAAUCACUUCAUACUGCUGUAUAGAGUUACACUGUGUCAGAAAAUCUCCAACAAUGCUGUCAGGAGUCCUGUUGUCUUAGAAAAUCACUUCAUACUGCUGUAUAGAGUUACACUGUGUCAGAAAAUCUCCAACAAUGCUGUCAGGAGUCCCGUUGUCUUAGAAAAUCACUUCAUACUGCUGUACAGAGUUACACUGUGUCAGAAAAAUCUCCAACAAUGCUGUCAGGAAUCCUGUUGUCUUAAAAAGUCUCACUUCAGACCACUGUCAGGAUAUCCGUUGUGUAGACAAGUCUCCCCACACUGCUGUCAGGAGUUUCGUUGUCUUAGAAAAUAUAAUGUUGGUCUUCCGCUGUAACGUGAAAGGAAUGUCCAGUGAAGAAAUAAGUGAAUUGUGUUUACUUCAUCUUCAUGCCACUUAAUUAUAUUCCACGAGAGCCAUAAGGAGAGUCCAUGUUGUUCUGAUAGUUACUCCUACAAAUGUCCUAAGAUAUCAUUCCUUUAAAAGCUCCGGGAACCAACUAUAGUACAAUAUAAACGUUCAUAAUCCGAAAUAUUCCCAGUUGUCGACCUGUGAUCAUCAAACAUCACACAAGAGUUUAGUGAGUUUGACGAAUGAUUGUCGUGAUUCUGAAGUAAAUAGCUUCAUUUUGGUUCGUUGCAACGUUUAUUCGCCUGAGGUUUAAACGGGGUUUCUUCAGUGAACCCUCAUCUCGAACGUAAAGGAGGGGUUUCAUAAACACGAAGAAAGCAUGGUUUAGGAUGACAAAGUCCAAAUCAGGUUAAAGCUCCGCUUGGGAUAUUAACCGGACCUUGGACAAGUACAAUGCAGCCAUAAUGACAGACCGACAUAAUUACGUGCACUACAACACAGUGCGAGAUUAUCCACAGUCUUUUAAAGCAUCAGAAAAAUCAAAUAACAGUGGUAGCCUCAAAAGACGCCUUAACAUUUUCUCGCGUAAGAAAAACAAAACAAAUAGCAAUGAUGCCACCAUAAGGGACCCUUAUGGAAAUGAGUUUGGUGAUAAAUUUGGUUCACUGUCUGCAGCAUCUACUGCACGAAACUGUGUAGGCAAAUCUCCAACCAGUAAGCCUAGUUAUCCACAUCAAGACGUUAAAUUUGCUUCCGUUAGAAAUGUCAGAUCGAGACCACGUGUUGUGGUCUAUCCUUGGGAGACCUAUGUUAACAUUCAAGACCCAAUUCAUGAGGAUGACUUGGAAGAAAAAGUUCCUCCAACAACCACUGCUUCCAGAGUAGCUCAUUGUAAGUGUGGAUUAGCUGUUCGUAGUAGUACCUGCAGUAGAGGAUCGCGAUUUUCUUGUAGAUGUUGGUCUCCACAUGCUUCCCAAAAUACUUUUCAAGUACCUCAGGUUCUUCCUCGAAGGAAAUCCAUUUUACCAGAAAAAGUCGAUCUUUAUGCUGUAUCCGAGGAGAAUGGAGACAAUGAGCAACACGGGAAUGGUUUACAUUCGCGCCAUGAAAAAGUAAGCGGGUCAAGGAAAUUAAAACAAAAUAACCUGCCGAAACCAUCAUCACAUUCGCCACAUGUUAGUUUCAUCAAAUCUAUUGAUAGAAAGGGUCCUUUCAACUCUGUAGCAUCAAGAAAGUCCAUCUUAGAAUGUGACGUAACUGCUUACGAUCUCAUAAAAGAACAUGUGGAUUCAUCGUCUACUCCUGAGAUUGAUAGCGACGCGGACGAUGACUUAAAUGAUAAUGCAAUUGAAUUAAAAACUAACAAGAAACAUGAUACAGAAAGACGUAGCCGAGAAACUCGAAUGAGUAAAUCUUUUCCGAAUAAUAAAGUUUUGACUUAUCUCUCUUCACAAAGUGGUCACGCCAAUGAUUUCAUCACUUACAAUGAAGAUGUGAUACGUGGUCAAGGACCAGAAGAUUGUAAAACAUUUAGAGUGUCAACAGAAAGUUUUUUACCACCAUCCUCCCCACAGCCAAGUACGAAAAGCAGCUCCAGUUUCGUAGAUUCCAAUUAUAACAGUUGGAGCGAUCGCUGCACUCCUGAGAGCAGUUCUUCUUCUAUUCCAGAUCCAGACUAUGAAGAUGACACACAAUCAAAUGAGCUUUCCUACUUGAGCAAUCGUUUGAAAAACUUCACAGUAUCCUACUUAUCACCAUCAAAACAAAAAUUCCGCGAAAAGCCAGAUGUGGAGAAAAAUACGUUUCAGGAAAACACACAUAUUUUCCCGUCUUCUUCAUUGCCAAAUUUAACGGACAAACAAUUUCCAACUCUUGUUGCUCCACACAAGUCAUUUGACUCGGAACAUACAUAUCCCAACGAACGAUCAACAUCGGAAAGAGAUUUAUUUUAUCAACAUCAGAGCCUGUUCUCUUCUUCUUCAGCCGCUUUAGAAGACAAAAGACUUGUGUCUUCUUUUACAAAACCUAUUGAAAAACAGUGCUCCUCCUUGUUUCUAAAGCAUUCAGGGAAACAGUGUUCUUACUCACUUUCACAACCUGUAGACAAACAACGAUCUUACUCACUUUCACAACCUGUAGACAAACAACGAUCUUCCUCGCAUUCACAACCUGUAGACCAACAACGAUUCUCCUCGUUUGAACAACCUGCAGACAAACAACGAUUCUUUUCGCUUUCACAACUUGUAGACAAAGAAGGUCCUUCCUCUCAUUCGCAACCUGUAGACCAACAACGAUUCUCCUCGUUUGAACAACCUGCAGACAAACAACGAUUCUUCUCGCUUUCACAAUCUGUCGACAAACAACCCCCAUGCUCGUUUGCACAGCCCUUAAGUGAUCAAGGUUCAUAUUCGUUUACAAAACCAACAGAAGAUCAAGGCUUUUCUUUGUUUGCACAAUUUGAAGAAGAACACUGUCCAUUGUUCUUACAAGCUGCAGAUAAAAGACCUAUCUCGUGUUCGCAAGCAGGGGAAAAUCAGCAUCCAUCAAUCACUAGAACUACAGAAAAUCAACCCAAUUCUCCAUUUUUAGAACACGCAGAAAGUAAACGCCCCAGCUCUAAUAACAGUUCCUGGAGAAAUGAAAACCUCGAAACGUUAACGGCCGUGCCUGUCUGUUCUCAUCAGCAGUAUAGUGAGUUUGACGAUAUUGAGACAAGCAUAGAUUCUUCGGACACUAGCUCCCUGAGUCAGAACUCUUCUAAGGAGGUUAAGUCGAUUUUGAAAAGAAAUGGAAAUUCACUUGUUAGUGUAAGCUCUUUUGAUGACUCGUACCUACCAGAAUGUGAAGAAAAUAAGGAGGUAAGAAAGAAGAAACAAGUGAAAUUCAAAGCAGAUGAUAACGAUGUUGUAAUUCUUGAACACAUAUGUCCAAUGUCAGAAUGGGAAAAUGAUGAGGAGGAGGAAGAUACAAAAGAGCCUCGGGUUGUUCAAGUAACACCAGUUACACAAGAAAAUCAGAAUAACUCUCAUAAAAGUAAAUUUAAAAUUGAUGACCACUUUUCUUCUGGAUUUCAGAGCGUGGGUGAAAUCCUCUCCUCCAGUUGUUUGGGGUCAACCGCUGGACAAAGAAUAAAAAACGAAAAGCAUGAUCGCAUGGCAGCCGAACAUUCUGGAAAAUCACUCGUUAAAACCGAUAAAAGGCAGCACACACCAAAAGAAGACAUUUCUUGUAAAGGGAGAAAUAAAACUUCAAUACCUAAUCAUUCGCAAAGGAAUUUUACUGAAGUUAGUGCAGAGAAGUACAAAAGUCCACCGCCAGGAGACGUCACUUAUUCAAAUGCUGCUGCGAGUUCUUGUGACGUCGUAAUGGAUCGUGACAAAUCAAGCUCAAUUUUUCCAAAAAACGGACAUUCUUCCCCCGCCACUAAGAAGCGGGGGAAGGUUACUUCAGAAUCAACUCCUGAGGACGUCUCACCAGAUGUCGCCAGCAUACAGCCACCUUCCAGUCUUAGCAUCGUUGAAAGUACCAAGCCUCUCGUCAUCAAUAAUAAAAUAAUUUCUGAGUCUGUAGAUGAAGCGUACCCAAAUUGGUCUUUGAAAAUUAAUAGGGAAGAAGACGAUCACUGUAAGAGUUUGAAGACUGGUAACGAGAAUAAAAAGACAUUUUCUGUAUCAGUAAAAACACCUUCUGUUUGUAAUUCGACAAAAAGCGAGGAAUCUCAGGAAAAAACUUUAGAAAAAGAAAUUUCUAAAUAUUUCGAUGACAAAGAAGUUUCCUUUCCCAAAGUUAAAUGUCCUUCAGUCACUUCAAUAAUAAUAAAAUCAUCUCCACCAAACAAUAAGUUUGAAUCCUCGAGCGUAAUAAACGACAGUGUGUCCUCUUUCAAUUGUUACGAGUCUAUUCCAAACCCUACAGCGAAGCCAGAGAUUCCAAAUUUCAUUCUUGGAGGUUCUCCAAUGUCCACUGAUGAUUCCAAGGUUUCCAAUUCCACCAGUUCCGCGUUUUACGUUUCUGUUAACUCGAACCAAGACACUAUCCACAGAAAAAGGCUUGUCUCAUCAGAAACUGAAUUGGCCACAAAGAAGUCAAUAAAUAUUGUAGAAGACCAAGACGAAGAAGAAGAAGAAUGUUCUAAUUCUUCUUUCAAAAUAUCACCGUAUUAUGGUGCAGUUACUGUAAAAAUAUCUAAUAGUGGAUUGUAUAGUGACGACACGAGUACGAUGGAUGAUGGUAUACACCGAACUUUUACUGAGUUUGCUGAAGAGGAACCAGUGUAUGAAGAGAUUGAUAAUUAUGACGAGCCUCUUCCUAGUUUACAUGCUUUCGAACCGUCAAAAAAAUCGUUCUUUGAAGGAGCUUCCAAAGCAGACAUCUUGCAUUAUCUAGAAGACGCUAAAGAACGAGGGUUCGAGCAGAUGAUGGAAGAAGAUAUUGACAUUUUAGUUGAAGAAGAAGAAGAGAAUGACGAAGAAGAAGGAAUCAAUCAAUCAAAGCCCCAAGAGAGGAACCACAGGGUCAGAAUCAGCAACGCAAGCAGCUCCAGCCAAUCGAGCAGUGGAAGUGUCGACAGUAGUUCACCUGGAAACAAAGACGUCAGUAAGCUUGGACGGCCAGCAUCUGCUGAAAUAGAAAGAACUGACAGUGGCGUCGGUGCAGAAACCAGUAAACCCAGCAAGCUACGCCGCUUGGUAGCGAUAGAAAACGAGGAGCAACAGUGUGCUGAUUGUGACCAACAGGUGGAGCCACGAGAGGAUGAAUUUUCUGGAACGAUGUUUAAUCCUUUAGUGUGUCGAAAAUGUGAAAAAAAACAAUAUGAACGUAAAGAGUUAAUAUCUGAGAUUGUUGUAACCGAGCUUAAGUAUGGAAGAGAUCUUCGAAUAAUCAAAGAGGAAUUUUACAGGCCAAUGGAAGUUGCCGGAUUGCUAGGAAAAGAACAAUUACGCCAGAUAUUUUUAAAUAUAGAUGAGUUGAUUAGUUUUAACUCCAUAUUUGCUGAAAAAUUAAAGGAUGCCAUUGACAUCGCCAGAGAACAGGGUGAUGAGGACUACACAACGGUCAACAUUGGAAAGUUAUUCCUGGACUCCACUGCCAUGCUUCACGCUUUUGAAACUUACUGUGUUCAACAGGGCCCAUCAUCAAUGCUACUUCACAACCUGGAGAAGGAGAAGGAGCUCCUACGCAUCUUCUUGAGAGUCUCUCAAAUGGAAAACAUUAUUUUGCGUCGAAUGAAUCUGUCGUCUUUUUUAAUGGUUCCUGUUCAGAGGGUUACUAAGUACCCCUUGCUUCUAACCCGACUGUAUAAAGUCACGCCGUUUCAUCAUGGAGACCGUGAAACGAUAAAGGAAGCGAAGCAGAAGGUGGAACUACACUUGGAGCACAUAAACGAACAAACCAAAGGAGUAGGCGAAACCAAAAUUUGGAGGAGAAUAUCGAACAUCUCGAGCUCAAACCGUCGACUAUCGAACGGAGACGACAUCGGCAAUAUAAAACUACGAAAGAUGGCGCUAGAAGUACUCCAGUGGAAUCGUGACGAGGUUCGUUUUGUAAUGGCCGGCAAACUGCAUUUCUACCCAAUGGCAGACAUGCCAUGGAACAAGAAAGGAAAGCCACAGAAGUUUACCACAGUUCAUGCAUUGCUUGUUACAUUAGGAAAGCCUAAUUCUAAUUACAAACCUGACUUGGCCAACGAAAACUCUAUCCUGUUUCCUAGAAACACGGGAAUCAAGGAUGCUACGCUACUUCUAUUGAAAGAAAAGAACGGUCGAUUUAUGCUAGUCAAAGAUCCCAUGCACCUUGGGAACUGUGUCAUUAGCACUGAUCCAGAAAGCUGUGAAAUAAUCGAAGUCCAAGAUUAUACGACAAAGGAAGCUUAUUUUUUUAAGGCUGAUACAUUAAAGGAGUCCAAUGAUUGGUUGAGACAGCUGAGAUACCAUGCUAAGGAUCUUGGAACGUGGCGAAAAAGACGAAAUGCUCUCGCUAAUAUUAUGAUAAAUGGUAUGGUACGUUAAUAAUAACCUAUCUUUAAAGAACUUUAUAAAAGAGACAAUCUGAGAACGGCGAGUUUUCAACUACUACGCUUGAAUGAAUGAAAAAGUUCCAGUCUCGUUUUCCUAAUUCUGGUGAUAUAGCGUGAGAAAGAUGUGAUUUGAACGAAAAAACAUUAAUGUGAAGAGAAAUAUUUGUUUAUUUGACAAAAAUUGCGAAAAUAUCACAUUAACUUAAACUUACCUUGCCAGAGGUGCAAGCGGUAAGUUUUGGCUGCUGGUAGGCCUAAUGGACGAGCGCACGAAUACUUACACAGUUUGAGGAUAAUUUAUACCUUUUGCUGACUGGAGCCCUAUUUCUGCAAGAAAAAAACAACUAAAAUGUUCAACUGGAAACAAUAUCCAUAGUUUCUUUUUCUUUUUAGAUUAUUCAAAAGUAUGCUUCACGAAUUUACUUAUACUUCCAACAACGUCUUAGAAUUAUAUGAUUUUGGGAUUUUUUAAUACUUCAGUUGACUUUGAAGAUGUCUAAUCAAAUAAAAGUUUCAAGCUCUGGAUUGCUUUAUAUUAAUACUUUUGCAAUAGAGAAUGUUAUAUAGUUGUAUAUUUCAUAUUUCUCACUGUCGGUUGUUUACCUAUUGUGUUCACAUUCCAAUGUGUUAAAAAAUGAUGUGAAAUUUGUACAGCCUGACAGAAGAAAAAAAGUGAAUUAUGUAGUAUAUACCUAGUCUUGUGUUGCAGAAUUAAAAUAACUUUAUAAAAAUGUUGUACUAAACCUAAUGUAAGAAAAUGUUUAAUAAAGCUAAU
Messenger RNA from Limulus polyphemus (Atlantic horseshoe crab), 7402 nucleotides. RefSeq lists its product as uncharacterized. NCBI's taxonomy places the organism in Eukaryota, Metazoa, Arthropoda, Merostomata, Xiphosura, Limulidae. The transcript is spliced from 16 exons. Gene Ontology annotation, biological process: positive regulation of Rho protein signal transduction. Gene Ontology annotation, molecular function: guanyl-nucleotide exchange factor activity. Bases 1076 to 6619 code for a protein of 1847 amino acids. The record is from RefSeq and is a predicted model, not a curated record.